AUGGAAACUUCCCUCAACCAGCCAGCAUCUAACAAAACCAGUUCGAAGAGCAAUAACUCUGCAUUUUUCUACUUUGAGUCCUGUCAACCCCCUUCUCUUGCCUUAUUCUUACUACUCAUAGCCUAUACUGUGGUCUUAAUCGUGGGUCUUUUUGGAAACCUCUCUCUUAUCAUCAUCAUUUUUAAGAAGCAGAGAGAAGCUCAGAACGUCACUAAUAUACUGAUCGCCAAUCUGUCCCUCUCUGACAUCCUGGUGUGUAUCAUGUGCAUCCCUUUCACAGUCAUCUACACUCUGAUGGACCACUGGAUAUUUGGAGACACCAUGUGCAAACUCACUUCCUAUGUGCAGAGUGUCUCCAUCUCUGUGUCCAUAUUCUCACUUGUAUUAAUUGCUAUUGAAAGAUACCAGCUGAUUGUCAACCCCCGUGGCUGGAAGCCCAGGGUUUCUCAUGCCUAUUGGGGCAUCACAUUGAUUUGGCUCAUUUCCCUUCUGUUGUCUAUUCCUUUGUUCCUGUCCUACCACCUCACUGAUGAGCCCUUUCGCAACCUCUCUCUCCCCACUGACAUCUAUACCCACCGGGUGGCCUGUAUAGAAAACUGGUCCUCCAAAAUGAACCAGCUCCUCUUUUCCACCUCUUUGUUUAUGCUCCAGUAUUUUGUCCCUCUGGGCUUCAUCCUCAUCUGCUACCUGAAGAUUGUUAUCUGCCUCCGCAAGAGAAACAGGAAAGUAGACUGGAAGAAGGAAAAUGAGACCCGGCUCAGUGAGAACAAGAGGAUCAACACAAUGCUGAUCUCCAUCGUGGUGACAUUUGGAGCCUGCUGGCUGCCCUUGAACAUCUUCAAUGUGAUCUUUGACUGGUAUCAUGAGGUGCUGAUGAGCUGCCACCAUGACCUGGUAUUUGUAGUUUGCCAUUUGGUUGCUAUGGUUUCUACAUGCAUAAACCCUCUCUUUUAUGGCUUUCUCAACAAAAAUUUCCAGAAGGACCUGGUGGUGUUUAUUCACCACUGUUGGUGCUUUGCACCUCGGGAAAGAUAUGAAAAUAUUGCCAUCUCCACUAUGCACACAGAUGAAUCCAAAGGAUCUUUAAAACUGGCUCACCUGCCAACAGGUAUAUAA
Messenger RNA from Sciurus carolinensis (gray squirrel), 1116 nucleotides. RefSeq names its product neuropeptide Y receptor type 6-like. The record is from RefSeq and is a predicted model, not a curated record. Gene Ontology annotation, cellular component: plasma membrane; neuron projection. Gene Ontology annotation, molecular function: neuropeptide binding; neuropeptide Y receptor activity. Gene Ontology annotation, biological process: G protein-coupled receptor signaling pathway. Lineage: Eukaryota; Metazoa; Chordata; Mammalia; Rodentia; Sciuridae.